This is a messenger RNA of Rubroshorea leprosula, 4921 nucleotides long. The record is from the annotation of a GenBank genome assembly. NCBI's taxonomy places the organism in Eukaryota, Viridiplantae, Streptophyta, Magnoliopsida, Malvales, Dipterocarpaceae.
CCUUCAAAUUAUUUGCUGCUUCUUUUUCAUCCCAACCGAUCCUCAAUCUCUUUCACCGAUCUUUCCAGCAUAAAACUCUCCUCUUUUGGAUAUUCUUUUUCUGCUAAAUCUUCUUGUUCAAACGCAUCUCCACUUGCAUAUUCAGCUCCGAUCCAGUUAGCAUUCAGAAGCAAAGCUUAAGGCAAGGAAGAUCAACUAACCGGUGCCACACAAUGGAACUCGGGUCUAUGGUUGUGCACCCUCUAUUAUCAGCUUCUUUUGAGUGGCUGCUCCAAAAGGUGGAUAAUUUCACUUCCAGUAGAUCCCAUAGGUUACAAGAAGAGGUCCACGUGGAGCUCCAAAAAUGGAAGUCCUUUUUACCGCAUAUUCGGGAUGUGCUCAUAGAUGCAGAAGAAAAGCAAAGGGCUGUCAAUUCCAUCAAGACAUGGCUUGAUGACCUCAAGGACCUAGCUUAUGAUAUGGAAGACAUUCUGGAGGAAUUCACGACUAAUGGCUUGAGGAGUAGCUUGAUUGCAGCACCUCAAUGUGCCAGCACUACCAGUAGAUGCAUCCUUGCGUGCUUCUCUUCUUUCGAACAUAGUGAUUCCAUGUUUGAUUCCAACACCAUUUCUAAGGUGAAGGCUAUUUCUAAUAGGUUGCUAAGCAUGACAGAAAGAUCAAACAUACUCGGCUUACUGAGUUUAACCAUGCAAGCUGGAGAACGGCCAGAUAAAGUAGAUGUUGCGAGGGUGCCCACUAGUUCCCUACCCGAUUCUCAUGUUUAUGGACGAGAAACUGAUAAAGUAGCUGUUCUUCAAAAGUUACUAAAUAAUGAAAGCAGUUCCCAAGGAUAUUCUGUAAUUCCUAUUGUUGGGAUGGGAGGAAUAGGCAAGACCACUUUGGCUAAAAAUGUUUACAAUGAAGUGGGGCAAGGAAGCUUUGAGCUUAAGGCAUGGGUUUGUGUCUCUGACCGAUCUGAUGUGUUAGGCAUUACAAGAUCCAUUUUGGAGGCAGUAUCUAGACGCCAGCAUGAUUUGAGAGAUUUGAAUUUGCUUCAAGAAGAAUUGAAGAAAGAGUUAUCAAGCAAGAAGUUUCUACUUGUUUUAGAUGAUGUUUGGAAUGAGAGUUACAGACAAUGGGAUACCUUGCAAAAACCUUUCCAAUCAGGAUCAGCUGGAAGCAAAAUAGUAGUAACAACUCGUAGCAAGCGUGUUGCAGAAAUCAUGGGUGGGAAUGACAGGAUUCACUAUCUAAAAGAGUUAGACUACAAACAAUGCUUGUCAAUUUUUGCUCAACAUGCACUGGGAGAAGAUAACUUUGAUGCACAUCCAUAUUUAGAAGAAGUUGGUGAAGAAAUUGUGGAAAGAUGUAAAGGAUUGCCGUUGGUUGCAAAACUCCUCGGGGGCCUCUUACGAGGAAAUCAAGACCUGGAAUAUUGGAAAUACAUAUCAAAAAGUGAGAUGUUGAAUUUGGAUGAUAUCAAAAGCGGGAUUUUGCCACCCUUGAUGCUGAGCUACUAUCAUCUUCCUUCUUAUUUGAAGCAAUGUUUUGCAUAUUGUGCUUUGUUCCCUAAAGACUACCCAUUUAAGGAGGAUGAGUUAAUUAUGUUGUGGAUGGCAGAGGGACUCUUGAGGCAAAAACUGAGGGAUCGAAAUAGACUAGAAGAAAUCGGGCUUCAAUAUUUUCAGGAGUUACUUUCAAGAUCAUUUUUUCAGCAGUCUAGUGGGAAUGAAUUAGAGUAUGUAAUGCAUGAUCUCAUACAUGAUUUGGCUCAAGUUGUUGCUGGAAGAACAUGCCACAAGCUAGAGAAUAUGUCUGAGGUUGAUAAGAUAUUUGAAGUGCAAUUUGAGAAAGUCCGUUAUUUAUCAUUCUAUUGUGGUUAUUUGGACAUUUCCAAUAAAUUUGAAGUUCUGAAAGAAGUGAAGAGUUUACGGACACUCAUUCCUGCUGAUCCAGAAGCUGGUAUGUGCCAUUUAUCAAAGAUAGUGGUGCUUGAUAUGAUACCAGAAUUAAGAUGCUUAAGGGCAUUAUCUCUUCGGGGUUAUCUUAUAAGAAAGCUACCAGAUUCAAUCAAAGAUUUAAAAUUUUUAAAGUACCUUGAUUUGUCUGAAACUAAGAUUCAAAGUCUACCUGAAUCAAUAGUUUUCCUCCUUCGGUUACAGACAUUGUUGUUAUUCUAUUGUCAGAGCUUUUCAAAGUUUCCUGUGACAAUUGGGAACUUAAUUAACCUCCAUCAUCUGGACCUCAGGGGAACAGAUUCCUUACAAGAGAUGCCAUCCGGAAUAGCUAAUCUCAGAGAUCUUCUGACAUUGGGAAAAUUCAUUGUGGGGAAGGAAAAUGGAUCAGUUAAACUCUCUGAUUUAGAGAACCUUUCACAACUCAAGGGGGAACUAUCUAUUCUAGAUUUGCAUAAUGUUUCGAAUGCUCAUGAUGCUAGGAAGGCCAGCCUGGGUAAGAUUGAUGGUCUUGAUUGGUUGCUCUUGCAAUGGACUUCUGAUUUUCGCAGUUCUAGGAAUGAAGACAAGGAAAUGGAGGUCCUUCGCUGGUUAAAACCACAUCUAAAAUUGAAAAGUCUCUCAAUUAUUUGCUAUGGUGGCAAGGAAUUCCCCUCCUGGAUUAGUUGUCCGUUGUUUUCUAAUUUAUCAUACUUGAAGCUGUGCAAGUGUAGAAGAAGCACUUCGUUACCAUCACUGGGGCAAUUACCAGGACUCAAAGAAUUGAUUGUGGAAGGCAUGGAUGCAAUAGAAACAGUGGAUUCUAAGUUUUAUGGGCAUGGCACUUUUCAAUCUCUUGAGAGCUUGGAGUUUCGUGACAUGUUAGUGUGGGAAGAAUGGACUUCUACAACAGGAGGUGGAGUAGGAUUCCCACGUCUUCGUGAGCUUGUGAUUAUAAAUUGUCCUGAGUUGAAAGGACAAUUACCCAACCACUUGUCUCGUCUUAUAAGACUUGUGAUCAGCAGAUGCCCAGAGUUAAGAUGCCCAUCAUCUAUGAAUCUUCAGUCACUACAAAAGCUGAAUAUUCUAGACUGCAAUGUGGCCUUUUUGAAUAGCUUCGCUGCUCUCAUCUCUCUUACUAGCUUGGAAAUUAAGAGAAUUUCAGGACUUGUUUGCUUGGCUAGGAGUUUUAUUGAGUCCUUGAUAGCAGUUGAGUAUGUGGAGAUUAAAGAAUGCCUCGAGCUUACUUGUUUAUGGGAGGAAGGUGCCGAGAUAGAAAACCUUGCUCGUCUUGAGCGAAUGAACAUUGAGAGCUGUCCUCUGCUUGUUUCAUUGACGGGGAAAGAACAUGGCCUUCUUCCUUUCAAUCUUAAACAUCUCAUACUUUCAAGUUGCAAGGCUUUAGAGUCAUUAACUGAUGCGAUGAUGAUGAAGGUAGAUGGAAGCAGUAGCAGCAACAACAUGUUGAGACUUGAAUCAUUAAGCAUCUACAAUUGUGAUUCUCUCAAGUCUUUACCCACCACCAUGGUUAAACACUUGACAAUUAAUGGAUGUGUCAAUUUUGAGUCUUUACCAGAUGGAGUAUUAUUGCAAGAUGAUGGUGACGGCAAUAGCAAUCUUGAAUCUUUGAUAAUAGAGGAACUUCCAUCUCUAAAUUCUGUUGGGAGUGGUCAUCUGCCAGCUUCUCUCAAGAAAUUUACUGGUAAAGAUUGCAAGAGGUUGGAAUCAUUUCCAGAGAGGAUGCUGCAACAUUGUACGGGACUUGAAUCCCUUGUAAUUUGGAAUUGUGAAGUAUUGAGAAGCUUAUCACUUGAUGGCCUCAGCAAUCUUCGUGAUUUGCAGAUUUGGGGUUGUGCAGUUUUAGAAUUCUUCCCAGAAAUGGGCCUCUCCUUGCCCAAUCUUAGGUCUUUGACAAUUGUAUGUUGCCCAGGGUUGGAGCGCAUUCUAGAUGGGGGUUUUCCCCCAAACUUAACAGAUCUUAUAUUAGCAAAUUGUCAGAAUCUCAACUCCCUACCAAAUACAAUGAAUGAGCUUACAUCGAUUCAAAAACUAAUGAUAGUAGAUUGUCCAGGCAUCAAAUCCAUUCCAGAUGGGGGUUUUCCCCCAAACUUAACACGACUUGACUUAGACGGUGAGCAUCUGAAGCAACCGGCAGUGAAAUGGGGCCUCCGCAAUCUUACCUCUCUUCAAAGCUUUGCCAUUCGUGACACGUGUCCUCCUCCAGAUAUUGUGCUUCCUUCUUCUUUAACAUGUCUACGGAUAGAAAAGGCAAAGAAUCUGAAAUCCAUACCUAGAGGGCUCCUCCAAAACCUCAACUCUCUUCAAUCUUUACAAAUUUGGUGGUGCCCAAAGCUACGAUCCUUGCCAAGGGAAGGCCUACCUCCGUCGCUUGGUUCUCUCAGCAUCACAGGUUGUCUGCUUCUAAACAGACAACGCUUUGAGGAGAAAGGAGAAUAUUGGUCUCUCACCCGUACCAUCCCUCUCGUCGAAAUAGAUGCUUAUGAGCUAUAACCACCAAGGCCAAUUGUUACCUAAGUGAAAUCUGGAAUGAAGCUACAGACUUAUUAUUGAGGGAGUGGCUUUUGUAACUCAGAGGUUCCAAGUGUUAUGCUUUCUUGGGUUUAACUUAGAUUUGGUCCUCUUCUUUUGGGUCCCUUGUUGCAGGUACUGUCAUUCCAAUGCUUGAAGCUGCUCUAGAAUCUUGAUGUUCCAAUUGAUAAGCUUGCUGUCCAUUUUCAUGAUACUAUGGGCAAGCCCUUUCUAAUAUUUUAGCAUCUCUCCAAUCCUGUGCUUUUUCACACCUUGAAAAUGAAUCUAAAUAAAUGAGAAAGGACAAUAAGACAAAUGCCUUGUACCUUGUGAUGAUCCCCUUCCUCUAACAUACAAAAACAUCAUUUUCACUUCAAAUUUUCUUCUUCCUUUCAUUAUAGGUCAAAGGAAUGGUUUGUAAUUGUUUUUUUCAUUUGCUUUUUUUCUUCAAAUGUGCUCAAUAAUUGCUACUCCUGUUU